AUGAUGGAGAAACGUCCACAGGCCGGACUGCUGACCCUGCCGCAUCACCUGCGCCAGGUGCCUCUGGGCGUGCCGAGGUCCCUGCCCCGCCUCCCCCUGCGGGACUCCUUCAGAGUCUCCGCGAGUCUGGACCCCGCGGGUUGGGAGCGGGCUCUCGGCGGCGGCGGCGGCGCCCCGAGGCGGCCCUACCUGCCCCUACGCCUGGACGGCGCCUUCGAGCCCGCCUUCCUCCGCAAGCGCAACGAGCGCGAGCGGCAGCGGGUGCGCUGCGUGAACGAGGGGUACGCGCGCCUCCGAGACCACCUGCCCCGAGAGCUGGCGGACAAGCGCCUCAGCAAAGUGGAGACUCUCCGCGCCGCCAUCGGCUACAUCAAGCAGCUCCAGGAGGUGCUGGAGCGCCAUGCACGGGCACAGGAGGGUGCGGCCGGUGCCAGCUCCUCGCGCAGGGCCGAAUGCAACAGCGACGGCGAGUCCAAGGCCUCAUCGGCGCCUUCGCCCAGCAGCGAGCCCGAGGACGGGGCCAGCUAG
Budorcas taxicolor (takin) is the source of this 528-nucleotide messenger RNA. RefSeq names its product achaete-scute family bHLH transcription factor 4 (gene ASCL4). The record is from RefSeq and is a predicted model, not a curated record. The coding region runs from base 1 to 528 and encodes 175 amino acids. Lineage: Eukaryota; Metazoa; Chordata; Mammalia; Artiodactyla; Bovidae. The transcript has a single exon. Gene Ontology annotation, biological process: developmental process; regulation of transcription by RNA polymerase II. Gene Ontology annotation, molecular function: protein dimerization activity; DNA-binding transcription factor activity, RNA polymerase II-specific; RNA polymerase II transcription regulatory region sequence-specific DNA binding.